Messenger RNA from Aplosporella prunicola CBS 121167, 2892 nucleotides. RefSeq lists its product as uncharacterized. The record is from RefSeq and is a predicted model, not a curated record. The coding region runs from base 116 to 2575 and encodes 819 amino acids. The transcript has 2 exons. Gene Ontology annotation, cellular component: membrane. Lineage: Eukaryota; Fungi; Ascomycota; Dothideomycetes; Botryosphaeriales; Aplosporellaceae.
GCAUUCCUUCCUCAGGCGCCGCUCCUUCGUGUUUCUUGAGUUUCUUGAGAUACCCAUUGUUGUCUUGUUCACGUUACUUCCUUUCGCGUCCUAAUCCUCUAAUCCCACCCUUGCCAUGUCCAGCCGCGACCCAUCCCUCGACCAGCAGCCUGGUCGCAGCGGCCCCGACUACGCUCACGACCACCAGUCUGCCGCAGGCGCAGCUGCCGCCGCCGUCAAGGACGCCAUUGCCCCCCAGCCCGGCCAGCACUUCAGCAACGAGCAUACUGUAAACCCCGAAUAUACCCAAGGCGACGUCCCUGUGACUCGCGAGGAUGGCACAUAUGGCGUUGGACAGGGUCCCCAGGUCAUCAGCACGACUGGUGCGCUGGAGGUCCAGUGUGGCCCGCUGCUGAACUACAGGAGGAUGAGCAACGAGCUGGGAAGGCCGACCUGGCACGGCAGUGUCCUCAUUGUCACCACGCCCGGCCAGCUUGAACCUGAGCUGUUGUUGGCCGAAGUGGGUCCUGUGGAUGGUUCCGCUGUCUCUGGUACCCAGACUCAAAGCUUCAAGGGCUUCAAGCUAUACGAGGACCCGCGCAAGGCCUUCUGGCGUUUCUUGAUCCAUCUUCCUUUCCAGGACUACGAGGCGCGCUGGCAGUACAAAAUCCCCAACUUGCGCGUCGUCGAGGGCUCUGGCAAGGGCGACCCGUCCACCAGCACCUUUGUUGUGCCCUCGGCCAGUCAGUCUAUGCGCAUUCUCUUCCAUUCUUGCAACGGCUUCUCUGUUGGCACCGAUGUCGACGCCUGGUCUGGCCCCGCUCUCUGGAAUGAUGUCUUGCGCGUCCAAGAGAAGAAGCCCUUCCAUGUUAUGAUCGGUGGCGGCGACCAGAUCUACAACGACGGCGUUCGUGUCGAUGGGCCGCUGCGCAGCUGGACUGACAUUGGAAACCCCAAGAAGCGCAGGGACUUCCCUUUCAAUGAAGACUUGCGUGCCGAGUGCGAUGAGUACUAUUACAAGAACUACGUUCGCUGGUACAACCACAGACCGUUCUCGGAUGCCAACUGCAAGAUUCCGCAAUUGAACAUCUGGGAUGACCAUGAUAUCAUUGACGGAUUUGGCUCUUAUACUGACCAUUUCAUGCGCUGUGCCGUGUUCCGCGGCAUUGGUGGUGUUGCUCAUAAAUACUACCUUCUCUUCCAGCACCAUCUCGCUCCUCCGAAGAGCACAUUCACCACUGAUGCUCCAAAGACCGUGGAUCAUGGUGAAGAGGGAACCCCGGCUGAUCCUGUUCAACUGAAGGAUACCUUUGUUGCCACCGAGCCCGAGGAUGACCCAUCCUACAUCAUCGGUGCGAAACCGGGCCCCUAUGUGGAAGAGCGCAGUCGCUCCAUUUAUUGCCAGCUUGGUGCUCGCAUUGCUUUCCUCGGCGUGGAUGCUCGCACUGAGCGCACCCGCCACCAGAUCAACUACCCGGAAACCUAUGACUUGAUGUUUAACCGUGUAGCUUCGGAAUUGGAGGCGAACAAGGAGAUCAAGCAUCUGAUCCUCCUUCUCGGUGUGCCUAUCGCUUAUCCACGUCUGCAGUGGCUCGAAAACAUCUUCCAGAGCCCCGUUAUUGGUCCCAUCCGUUUCAUGAACAAGCGAUUUGGUCUUGCUGGUGGUUUGUUUAACCACUUUGAUGGCCAGGUCGAUUUGCUUGACGACCUCGACGACCACUACACUGCGCAUCAGCACAAGGCGGAGCGUAAGGAACUCGUUCUUCGUCUGCAAGAAAUUUCCAAGAAGAACAGCGUUCGUAUCACUAUUCUUGGUGGUGAUGUGCACCUUGCAGCUAUUGGACGUUUCUACAGCAAGCCUGACCUCGGUAUCCCUGCGGAGCGCGAUCACAGAUACAUGGUCAAUGUUGUCAGUAGUGCCAUCACGAACAAGCCGCCUCCUCAGGCGGUUGCAAACUUGCUCGCUCGUCGUAACAAGAUCCAUCACCUUGACCACGAAACCGACGAGACACUGCUUGAGCUUUUCGACCGUGACCCGGGUCACUUCCCAGGAGAGAAACGCCCUGAUGUUGGCAAGAAGACAGCCGACGGUAACCACGCCACGAUGCCGUCGCGUAACUACGCCAUCAUCACGGAGUCGCAGCCGCAGACAGGGGCAGGCCAGGUCCUCGCGAACGGCCACACGGCUGCUACGACGUCCAACACGCUGACUGUCCCCGAUGGCUCCGACUUGGCGCAACAGCGCCCAGUCUCGGCUCCCAACGGUGCAACGACUAACAUCGUUAGCGAUGCCUCGACCGUCGCGCCGCCCUCAACGGCGGAUGGCGCGAGGAGCGACGUGGGCCCCUCUGCUUCCGUCAGCGAGGCCCCGAGUGGCAAGAAGCAGAACCCCAGAAAGCCGCUGCAUGCCGGCGAGCACAGCUCCGGCACGGCGCAUCCGGCUGCCAGCGGUGUCGACCACUCCGGGAUGGGCGGCAUGUAUGGUCUCGACGUCGCGAUUCGCGUGGAGAUCAGCCCGAAGGAUCCGACGGGCCAGACGGACGGCUAUGGUCUUUGCAUUCCGGGCCUGGAGGUUGACGCGUUUUCAUCGGUGUAAGAUGCGCUGAUUUAAUGAGUUAUUUGAUGCAUGUCGCCUCGUGUUUGGACAUUGUCAGUCUAAUCGGCUUCUGCAUGUUGUCCGUUUUCUUCACUACCGCAUGAAGCCUGGGAGGUUUCUCUAUUUCAUUGCACUUUGCCUUCUGUAAACUACCCCGCGAGCUCUAGUCUCGGCAUGUUCAAGCAUAGGAAUUUAGUUACUGUUUUUGUUGUUCUAUCAGACAUUAGUCUGCUGACUUAGUUGAGCACCCGCACAUGUCAUUCAUGAACCACUGUUUGACCUGAAAACUGGAAUAUUCAAAUUGUAUCUACCUAGCU